Closterium sp. Yama58-4 is the source of this 237-nucleotide messenger RNA. The record is from the annotation of a GenBank genome assembly. NCBI's taxonomy places the organism in Eukaryota, Viridiplantae, Streptophyta, Zygnematophyceae, Desmidiales, Closteriaceae.
AUGGGCUGCUUCUAUUCCUGCGGCUUCCGCACGAAGCUGAGGCAGAAGUACAUGCUGCCGGCCAAGCCGUGUGGGGAUUGCUGUGUGCACACCUUCUGCUUCCUCUGCGCCAUCUGCCAGGAGUACCGCGAGCUCAAGAACCGAGGCUGGGAGCCUAAGCUCGGUUAUCUGGGCAACACACGCCGCUUCAUGGCUGCGGGUAAAGUGCCGCCUACAGGGCAGCAGAUGGCGCGCUGA